Messenger RNA from Vitis vinifera (wine grape), 888 nucleotides. RefSeq names its product cytochrome P450 87A3-like. The transcript has 6 exons. Gene Ontology annotation, molecular function: heme binding; oxidoreductase activity, acting on paired donors, with incorporation or reduction of molecular oxygen; iron ion binding. Bases 1 to 888 code for a protein of 295 amino acids. Gene Ontology annotation, biological process: sterol metabolic process. Lineage: Eukaryota; Viridiplantae; Streptophyta; Magnoliopsida; Vitales; Vitaceae. The record is from RefSeq and is a predicted model, not a curated record.
AUGGCUGCACAGAAGUGGUUGAACCCCAAGUGCAAAGGAAGAUUGCCACGUGGUUCAAUGGGCUUGCCAAUCAUUGGAGAGACGAUCCCGUUCUUCUCCCCUCACUCUUUCUACGGCAUCCCUCAUUUCAUUAGCAAGAGAAUGACCAAAUACGGGUCGGUGUUAAAAACUAGCUUGGUUGGGAAUCUGGUGGUUGUAUCUGGAGAUUCAGAGCUUAAUCAGUAUAUCUUUAAAGAAGGGAAGUCAGUCUACUGCUCUUACAAGGAAAGUGCUCUCAAGAUUAUGGGAGAACAAAGCUUAUUAGCGUACCAUGGGGUCUUUCACAAGUACCUUAAAAACUUGACAUUGUCCAUGAUUGGCCCGGAAAGCCUCAAGGAAGUAUUACUGCAUGAAACGGACGCUAUAACUCGCAAAUAUCUACAUUCAUGUAGUAACUACGCCAGUUUUGAUGUGAAAGAAGAAUCUGCAAACAUGGUGUUCGAGUAUUUUGCUAAGAAAUUGUUUGGCUGCGAGGAAGCUAAGGCAUAUAGAAGAAACUUAAGAGAGAGCUACAAAGCUUUUCUUGAUGGCAUUAUAUCAUUUCCCCUAAACAUUCCAGGAACUGCAUUCCACGCAUGUUUAAAGAAAGAGCAUGAACGAAUUCUGAAAAAUCGAGGAAAUGAGGAAUUGGGAAUCACAUGGACAGAAUACAAAUCCAUGACUUCUACACAUAUGGUUAUAAAUGAAACCCUUAGGUUGGGAAACAUUGUCUCAGGAAUUUUUAAACAAGUAACGAAAGAUAUCGAGAUGAAGGGAACCAGGAACUUUGUAACUGCAGCAACUCACUGUGGGAAAGGAUUAUCGAUGGUGUUGGCGUCCUUGUCGGCCUCCGGGUCGAUUCCGGUGUGA